This is a messenger RNA of Physcomitrium patens, 2008 nucleotides long. RefSeq names its product serine hydroxymethyltransferase 1, mitochondrial. Gene Ontology annotation, cellular component: mitochondrion; cytoplasm. Gene Ontology annotation, molecular function: glycine hydroxymethyltransferase activity; pyridoxal phosphate binding. NCBI's taxonomy places the organism in Eukaryota, Viridiplantae, Streptophyta, Bryopsida, Funariales, Funariaceae. Gene Ontology annotation, biological process: tetrahydrofolate interconversion. The record is from RefSeq and is a predicted model, not a curated record.
GACAAAUUCUCGACUAAGUCCACGAGGAACCUUUCGUUCUUGCCUUCACAUGAAUCGAAUGCAUUGUUCCCGUUUGCAUUCCGAUCUGCCGAAUCAACUCUCCCCGCUGGAUUGGCACACACAGAAAAGACCCAUUUCUUUAAAUCUUCUCUGAAGUCUCACGUCCCCGUAAGUUGUGUGUUGCUGUGUUUUGCCUUUCCAGAGGUGCACAGUUGGUGGAGGCUGUGAGGAUUCCACCACCAUGGCCAUUGCAACAGCGAUGCGUCGCCUCGCUAGAUCGCAGAGCCAGCACCUGCACCGCGCAUUGCAUCGAACCCCUCCUGCCGCCUGCUCCGGUUUCCGGUUCUCUAGUAAUACUGCGGUUGCUUCAGAGUACUCAAGUUCGGCUAAGUCGAAUGUAACGUGGCCGAAGCAGCUCAAUGCCGACAUCUCCGAGGUUGAUCCCGAGAUCACUGACAUCAUUGAACACGAGAAGAAUCGUCAAUGGAAGGGACUUGAGCUGAUCCCGUCAGAGAAUUUUACGUCCGUAUCAGUUAUGCAGGCAGUGGGUUCAGUCAUGACCAAUAAGUACAGUGAAGGUUACCCCGGUGCUCGCUAUUACGGUGGCAACGAGUUCAUUGACAUGGCUGAAAGACUGUGUCAAAAAAGAGCUCUCGCAGCUUUCCGCCUCGAUCCAGAGAAAUGGGGAGUGAAUGUGCAGUCUCUCUCUGGGUCCCCAGCCAAUUUUCAGGUCUACACAGCUCUCUUAAAGCCACACGAGCGCAUAAUGGCCUUAGAUCUUCCUCAUGGUGGUCAUUUGUCUCAUGGAUAUCAGACGGACAUGAAGAAAAUCUCGGCGGUUUCCAUUUUCUUCGAGACUAUGCCAUACCGAUUGGACGAGUCUACAGGUUACAUAGACUACGAUACGAUGGAGAAAAGCGCAGUUCUUUACAGGCCAAAAUUGAUAGUAGCUGGUGCCAGUGCCUAUGCUCGCCAUUACGACUAUGCUCGUAUGCGCAAGGUUUGUGACAAGCAAAAAGCUAUUCUGCUUGCUGAUAUGGCCCACAUCAGUGGCCUGGUAGCCGCUGGCGUCGUCCCGUCUCCCUUCGACUUCGCGGACGUGGUAACUACCACUACCCACAAGUCUCUUCGAGGCCCUCGGGGGGCCAUGAUCUUCUACCGCAAAGGGUUGAAGGAGACAAACAAGAAGGGUGAACAGAUUUUCUACGACUAUGAAGACAAAAUUAAUGCUGCUGUUUUUCCAGGACUACAAGGGGGUCCUCACAACCACACCAUUGCAGGACUUGCUGUUGCCUUGAAACAGGCAGCUACGCCAGAGUUCAAGGCGUACCAGGAACAAGUUCUGAGCAACUCUGCACGUUUUGCCAAGGCCUUGAUGAGCCAAGGUUACGAGCUGGUGUCCGGUGGAACAGAGAACCAUUUGGUGUUAGUGAACCUCAAACCCAAGGGUGUGGACGGCUCUAGAGUGGAGCGAGUGAUGGAGCUUGCUCAUAUUGCGGCAAACAAAAACACUGUUCCUGGAGAUGUAUCUGCUCUAGUACCUGGAGGCAUUCGCAUGGGAACCCCUGCUUUGACAAGCAGAGGCUUCAUAGAGGAAGAUUUCGAGAAAGUUGCUGAGUUCUUUGACCGAGCGGUUGGAAUCGCUGUGAAGGUCAAGAAGUCCACAGGUGCAAAGUUGAAGGACUUUAGGGCAGCUGUGGACACUGAUCCCGAGAUCCAGGCAGAAAUUGGAAAGUUGAGAACUGAAGUUGAAGAAUUUGCCAAGCAGUUCCCCACAAUAGGCUUUGAAAAGUCCUCCAUGAAGUACCAAAAUUAGAAGCGGCAGUCUUUGUAUAAAUAUGUCCCCCGUGCACUGGGAAAUCAGGUGACAUCAUUCACUGGCUGCGUGUAGCCAUGCUAAUUGUCGCCCUCCAUGGCCAAUUAUAUAAGGUCUUCAAAAGGAUGAAUCUUGUAUCUAAGAUGAGUUACUUUUUGAAUUGAAGAGAUGUGAAUUGAAAUCCCGUGCUGA